AUGGUGAAGAACAUAUUCAAAGAGGCCUUUGAUGGCCUCAAGGAGUUCAAGCCGAGCGAAAGGCGCAACAUCAUCUUGUACAUCAUCGGCAUCAUGAUCUACAAGUUCGGCCUGGAGGCUUUCAACGGAUCGAUAGUCGCCCUGGCCACCAACAGAUACGACUACGACGCGUUCCUGAGCGGGUCGAGUUCAAAGACGUUUGAGAGGGUGGGUCUGCUCACGGGGCUGAACCAGGCCAUGCAGUGUGUAGGAUCAAUCAUCAUCGCGCCGCUCAUCAAGCAGUACCCGACGAAGAAUGUGCUGUCCGGGGCCAUCAUCGUCUUUGGCAUCUUCACCGCCAUCCUGUUGAUCGUCGAUGCUGCUUCUGGGGGCACGUGGAUACCAGAGGAGUACAAGGGGCUCAACCAUCCUGAUGACCAGUUUGAAUACUACGGAAAGUUCAACACCGACGGCAUGAUUCCCAUCUAUGCGGUGUGCGGUGUGGCGUACGGCAUGGUUGAGUUGAUCCGGCGCAUCAUCCCCAGGGACAUCGUGGGAGGCAACGUCCAGAAGCUGAGGAGAAUGGACUCGGUGGUCCACAUCUUCUACGAAAUCACAGGCACGACCGGCGCCUUCGUGACAGCCCUGGUCCUAAUCCCCCAGCUGGGCAACAACCGCGCCUUCAUAGUCACCCCCAUAUCGUUCCUCUUCUGCGCCGUCUCAUGGUUCUUCAUCUCGGACCUGGGCCACGAGAAGAACAGCAACAAGGCCCAGGUCCUAGCCAAGCAGCCGGGCUACAUCAGGGCGACGCUGGGCGGGUUCUGGCUCUUCUUCGAGUCCAUCGGCGUGGGGGCCAAGAUCCUCUUCACGUCGCGCAAGUUCAUCUGGCUCGUCCCGGGCUACGCCAUCGCGCUGUACGGGCACCGGUACCUGGAGAACGGCAUCGCGCCCCAGGUGGCCAGGCGGUACCUGGGCCAGUCCGGGUGGUCGCAGCUCAUGGUGGGCGGGUCCAACAUGGGCGAGCUGCUCGGCGCGCUGGUGGUGUUCCUGUCCAACAACUACGUGCAGACGCCGAUGCCCUGGCUGCGUCUCGACGCGCUGCUCCUGUUGAUCGUCUGGUACAUCCCGUCAUGGCGCCCGCCUCGCAACCAGGUGGGCCAGGCGUGGCUCGUGGCCGCGACGUUCAUGCCCAUCUCGUUUGGGUGGGCGGCCGGCGAUGUCUCACUCGCGGCAUACAUCCAGGCGAGUCUUGCCAGGCUCGAGUCCAAGAACAAGAACGUGUCUGCUCUCGGGGCGGUCAUGGCGUUCCUCUACUCGUUUUAUAUUGUGACCUACGCCAUCCUAGGCACAUUCCUCGGAAGGUACCUGGAUGGGGUGUACAACGCAAGCGGGGGCUCGGACGGGGGUAGCAUCUCCAGCGGUCUUGUUUACACGGCCGGAGUACAGUUCACCCUGAUCUGCGUGCUUGUGCUUGCCAGCACCUUUGUGCCCAAGGGUGCGGUUGCAUUCAACCCGAAGAUGCUGUACGACGAGGCGCUGGACGAUGAGGUCGAUAUGAGGGAGACGGACUCUGCAGACAACUCCCCUGUCAUCCGGCCGGGAAGCAGGCUCAACACGGCCGGUUUCGAGGUGGAGGACGAGAAGAAGCCGGCCAUCAUCAUCUGAGGGGUUCGGGUGCGGGUGCGGUUGCGAUGAUCAAUGUUGAUCUUGUUUGUGGUGUUUUCUUACUGGGGCGCUAGAGAGCUGGCAGGGCUGGUUGGAGCGCAUCCGUGAUGAUGCCCAUCAAAUGCACACUGUAACUACGACUGUAGGCCUAGUUGUGCAAUAUUAUAUUUCCG
Messenger RNA from Diaporthe batatas, 1817 nucleotides. RefSeq lists its product as uncharacterized. The record is from RefSeq and is a predicted model, not a curated record. NCBI's taxonomy places the organism in Eukaryota, Fungi, Ascomycota, Sordariomycetes, Diaporthales, Diaporthaceae. The coding region runs from base 1 to 1644 and encodes 547 amino acids. The transcript is spliced from 3 exons.